AUGGAAUCAUGGUGGCGACCAAAUGAAAUGCAAGGAUAUCUAAAUCUUGACGCUACUCCAACAGGAGAUCUUCUGCCCUGGUCCUCAGCUUCUCCACCUUAUAGAGUCUCUGAUGACUUGACCGAAUUCGAAAAUGAAAUGAAUGCAGCUGCACCUACUAUGAUUCGCAUGGCACAUGGAAUUCUGGAAACAAUUAGAGAGCAUCAUGAAGAUUUCAGAUGGCCGGUUAUGGGCCAUGAUGAUAUAGUAUUUUUUGUAGACAAUAUACUUGAUAUUCUUGCCAAACAUGACCAUACUGCUCGGGUGGCCAAGCUGAACUUGUUUUGUCAAAUUUUCGGUACUCGUUUAACAUGUCUGGUGGAGCGGGAUGUUUUUUCAGUUGUCCCUUUAGCGAAAGCAUUAGCAAAUGGUAUGGAGAACUGUCCAAGGAGAUAUGCACACUUGAAUACUGCUGCCCUAAUUAUAAUGUCUUGUACAGCUGAUUUUGGAGUGAAUCUUUCACCUGAGAAAGACCAAUGUGGGAUAUAA
Molecule: messenger RNA, 528 nt
Organism: Coffea arabica (coffee)
Lineage: Eukaryota; Viridiplantae; Streptophyta; Magnoliopsida; Gentianales; Rubiaceae
Source: RefSeq, a predicted model, not a curated record